Aspergillus wentii DTO 134E9 is the source of this 894-nucleotide messenger RNA. RefSeq names its product VIT1/CCC1 transporter family protein. Gene Ontology annotation, biological process: intracellular manganese ion homeostasis. The transcript has 3 exons. The record is from RefSeq and is a predicted model, not a curated record. Bases 1 to 894 code for a protein of 297 amino acids. Gene Ontology annotation, cellular component: fungal-type vacuole membrane. Lineage: Eukaryota; Fungi; Ascomycota; Eurotiomycetes; Eurotiales; Aspergillaceae. Gene Ontology annotation, molecular function: manganese ion transmembrane transporter activity; iron ion transmembrane transporter activity.
AUGGCGCUUCUUUUCCUCAAGCAGAAAAUCUUCCCAGACACAGGGAAGAAAACCAAGUCCAAUGGAUACGAUGACGACUAUUCCAACCAAGACGUCGAAGCUCAACGAUCAUACAGCACGUUCGGUGCUUCUUGUCCCUCUUCUGACGUCGACUCGGAAAGCACCGUGGCCAGCAGUACCAGCAGUACUCGGCAGCGCGUUGACCCGCGCAUUGUGUCUGAUGCUAUCCUGGGUCUCUCGGAUGGUUUGACGGUUCCAUUUGCCCUCAGUGCUGGGCUUUCAGCACUGGGAAACACCAAGGUUGUCGUGCUGGGUGGUCUCGCAGAGCUGGCAGCCGGUGCUCUAUCCAUGGGACUGGGUGGAUAUGUAGGAGCUAAGAGUGAAGCUGAAUCCUACGAAACCACUGUCCGAGAAACAAAAGACCUCAUCGAAACCUCACCCGCCGAAACCAGCGCCAUCGUCCGCGAAACCUUCAUCCACCACGGCAUCCCCGAAGACGUAAUCGCCCAGAUCAACGCCUCCCUGCAUGCCUCGCACGACCGUCUGCUCGAGUUCCUCAUCACCUUCUACCACAAAGAGGCAGAGCCGGACUGCAACCAGGCCUGGAUCUCGGCCAUCACACUUGCCCUGGGCUAUUUCGUCGGUGGAUUCAUCCCGCUCAUCCCGUACUUUAUUGUGGAUAAGGUCAUUGCGGCGCUGUACUGGAGUAUUGGGGUCAUGGCGGUCACGUUGCUGGUGUUUGGGUAUAUCAAGACUUGCAUUGUGCGUGGAUGGUCGGGACGAGAGAAUAUCAUGGCGGGCAUCUCGGGGGGAAUCCAGAUGUGUUUCGUCGGUGGUGUUGCGGCUGGUGCGGCCAUUGGUCUGGUCCGAUUGAUUGGGACUGGCGAUGCCUGA